GUCAUGAGACAUGUUUGGUCUAUGUUAUGUAAACCACAAGACCGUAUGAGUGAAAGUAUACUACUAUAUAUUCAGUACAUGUGUAAGCUCUGUUAUAGUGAUGACCCACACCAUAUUUAAUGUCAAUUUGGUCUUUUUAUUAUAAUCGUACUCAUCAUCGGUAUCAUUUUGUGCAAACAUUUAUAAAAUCAUCAUUAGUUUUAUAAAGUUGAUGUUAAUGAUUUUUGGAUCUUAUUCAUUGAAAAAAUUAUUGACUUUAAGAUUUUGUUAAAAAUAUUUCUUAGUGAUUGCAGCUGACACAUUUACACUCUUGUUAUAAGUUUUUCUCCUUCUAUUUGUUAUAAAAUCGUGGGAUCUGGUGAGUUAAAAUUUUACAAGUUAUAAUAACCGGACAUUUUUUGUUCUGAACUUUUGUUUUGCCUUUGUUUAAAAUAGAAUAAUUUCUUAUAUACACUAGUAGCAUAAUUAAACAAAUCUACUUUGAUGAUAAAGUUUCUUCAAAAAAUAUGCGAAUUUUUAAAUUAAAUUCAUGAAAACAGUGUAUUUUAAAAUCAAAACAAUGUUUAAUUAGCUUGAUCAAUCUUUUUGCCUCCAGCUAUUAAUGUUAAUGUUUUUGUUAAUUUGCGUCCAAAUUAUAUACGAAUAGCAUGAUAAUUAAACUUAUAGAAGUUGUUUAGUUUAAAAUUUGGUGCUCUGUUUAUGACGAGGGCGUCAAGACUUCAUCCACAAGUGUCUACUUUUUCUAUCAUCGGUCUAGCGAGUCGGGGUGGGGUCAUAAAGGGUCACACUUAAGAUUAAUUGGACGAAUCACAUGGGACUUUGUCAGAUAGAUGAUAUACAAGAUAGAUAAAUCUAAGUAAUCGGAAAAAACAAGAGUGACUAUUUCUCUGAAAAAGUGUUACAUCCAAAAAGAUUUUUGCUUUUUUUAAUCCGAGGUACGAACUCGAUUCUUACUGUCGUGGUGAAAGGUUAUUUUCUGCACUGAUAAUGCACCUCUUCCGUAACCAUAAAGAAUAAAAACAUAACAUAUAUUAGUCAUUACGAUGUGAAGUGUUGCACCCACAUUGUGCUUUCUGCUGUUACUGCCUUUUUCUUACUGAGUCGAAGAGUUUGCUUCAAGUUUUAAUUUUAAAAAAGCGAAUAAAAAGAUAGAAAACUUAAAAAAAAUAUUUUUCAUUAAUUUAUUUUUGAAAAGUUAUUGGUUUAAACUGUGCACAUAGUUAAUAAACUGACUCAAGGACAGGGGGCUUCAGGAUAGAUGUUAACUGGCACUACACAGCAAUCCUUGUGCACAUUUAAAAAUAGAAAUUUUUAUAUUUCGUGUACAUGCAAAUAAUCGUGUAACUGUAAUUUUUGGAAAAAUAGAAAGUCACUGUGAGAAACAUCAUUACUUUCACGCCUAAAGUUGAUCUAAAACCGUGUAUAAUAAACAGACAAGUCGUUUUGCUGUAAACAGCGAAGAAUUGUGAACUUCAGUUGCAGGUAACUCAUUUACUGGUUCAGGUGAAAUGUACUCAUAUUUCUACGCCACAUAAGAAUCGGGAUUCUAUUUCUCCCGAACCUUUUCUACUUUCGUUUCCCAGUAGCGUAUGGCGAGUGCUGCUAAAAAUAAACCACCUGUCGUGACAACAUAACAUUGAACUUCCGUAAUGUCUACCUUUGACUAGUUUCACAGGACUAAACACCAAACAAGGUUUUCAAUUUGUGAUUGUGGAGUGGAAAGCAUCAAUAGCGGCAGUUUAAAGAAGUAAACAAGUCGCAGAUUGCUACACAGGUCGUUAAAGGAGAGAGAGCGUGUCAUAGACAGACAUGCACAUGUGGGAGAAGACAGGUAUGGUCGUUGCUUUCCACACAAGGAGCUAACCGUCGGUCGCCAUUUUGAAAGGGUUGUCAUCUAGUUGCUGCUUCGUCCUUUUCACUGAGACACCGCCAUCAACGACGUCAACAACCACGAUGGCUUCGGGAGGUGUACCUGAUGAUGCCACGAAUGUUUGUGCUGUGUGUCUGGAGCCUUACAAGGGCCGCAAUCCCAAAUUGCUGCCGUGUUUUCACACACUCUGUCUCCCUUGUUUAAAAGAUUUGGAGGCGCAUCACAUGGUUUCAGCAGACAGUAAAGGUUGCGAAGAGGAUGGAAGCAAGAAACCUUUGACCUUUCCCUGCCCAACAUGUAGAGCAGAUAUCAUAGUGCCCACUGGUGGUGUCACUCAGUUCCAGAGCAAUUUUUACUUGAACUUGGAAACCCUGACCUGUGACGUGUGUGGCGAAGGUAAAGAAGCCAAGUACAGCUGCAGUGACUGCGGCCAGAAUAUGUGCGCCAAGUGUCAACGAUGUCACGACAAAUUUACCUCCAACCACCAGGUACAACCUCUCGCCCCUUAUUUACAGCACUCGUCUGAAAUGAGCCUUAACCCGGACUUGGAGCGAAAACGUGAAGAACAGCUCUCAGUGCUGGAGGCGGCGCUGGCUACGAUGAAGGAGGAGGAGAACAAGUUGCAGCGGGAGAGACAGGCGGUGGCUGACGUCAUCAGCAGGCGAGCUGACGCCUUGAGGGCGCUAGUGACGCAGGCGGAGGAGAGAAGCCAGAAGGCGCUUGCGGGAGUUGCUGACAGGAUGGAAAAACAUAUUAAAGAAAGCAUAGGUACUUUACGCCAAAAGCACAGUAAAAUCUUUCGACUUUUACCACAAGAAGAUACUAAAGGACAAGCAAAUCUGAUGUUGAAAAAUGCCCUCCUCAGUGAUGCCGAUUUUCAGUACUACCAUCAGCGAUGCAGCAAGGACAGACAAACGAAGAAAGUACUGCACCAGUUCAAGGACUGUGCCAUUGACAUACACAUCGUGGAGGCUUAUAUAGGCAAAGUGUGUGGUGACGAUGAGCCUGUGGGUGAGACUGAAACCAGAUUAGUCAGUAAUGAGACGGAUGCUGCAGAUAGUCUAGCGCAUGACUUGACGGUUAAACCUCAGCCUUCAGAAAAAUUAAAACUGACUGAUGAUGCUGCAGAGAUUAGGGACACACUCGAGACACUAGAAACAACUCCUGACAACGAAUGUAAACAUUCGGAUAAGAAAUAUAUCAAAAGUAUACAAGAUGAAAACGCUAGACUUCAGAUGGACGUGGCGGCUUUAAAAGAAAAUAUCUCUACUAUACAGCAGAGUAUGAUCACUUCUAAAGAUAUUUCAAGUAUCCAAAAGGACAUGGCUGGUUUGCAAGAAAAACUUACGGGUGAUAUCACUAUGCUUCAGAAGAGUAUUAUCGGUAUUCAGGAGGGCUGUUCUGACCAUAGCACAGAAAUAAAGAAGAUUCACUGUGACACUUCUAAAGACAUUUCAAGUAUCCUAAAGGACAUGGCUGGUUUGCAAGAAAAACUGACGUGUGAUUUCGCUAUGCUUCAGAAGAACAUUACCGUUAUUCAGGAGGGCUAUUCUGACCACAGCACAGAAAUAAAGAAGAUUCAAUGUGACAUUCAAAACCUGGUUAAAGAUCUCAAGACUUUUAAAGAAAAAUCUUGCAGUAUGGUGGCAUUUCACGCCGAGGUCAACGAAGAUAUAGAAUUAACCAUGGAAUGGAAGCCCCUCAUCUUGUACGAUGAUGUCUACAACCUGGGCCAGGCCUACGACACGGAGACAGGAGUUUUCACCGCCCCUGUUGCAGGCACCUACUUUUUCAUGGCCAGAACAUUGAGACAGAAUGGGUUAGGAUGUUGUUCAAUUGCUAUCAGCGUCCAAGGCUGUAACUACACUUCAUCAUACUCCCAUGACGGCGAGCUCCAGGCUGGUGUGGGCUGCACUGUACACCUUGUUUACAGGCUGACUCGAGGACAGAAAGUGUGGCUGGAGGCAUUUGGCGACUCUGAAUUGGUAGACUUUGCAACGUGUUUUUCGGGAAUGUUAGUGCGACCAGAAGUUUAGCUUGCAUACUCAUGACACACAUUUAGUCUAUAUUAUGUAACCCACAAGACCGUGUGAGUGAAAGUAUACUACUAUAUAUUUAGCACAUGUGUGAGCUCUGUUAUAGUGAUGACCCACACCAUAUUUAAUGUCAAUUUGAUCUUUUUAUUAUAAUCACACUCAUCACAGUUAUCGUUUUCUGCAACAUUUAUAAAAUCAUCAUUAGUUUUAUAAAGUUGAUGUUUAUGAUUUUUGGAUCUUAUUCAUUGAAAAAAUUAUUGAUUUUAAGAUUUUGUUAAAAAUAUUUCUUGGUGAUUGCAGCUGACACAUUUACACUCUUGUUAUAAUUUUUUCUACUUCCAUUUGUUAUAAAAUCGUGGGAUCUGUUGACUUAAAAUUUUACAAGUUAUAAUAACCAGACAUUUUUUGCUUUGAACUUUUGUUUUGCGUUUGUUUAAAAUAGAGUAAUUUCUUAUAUACACUUGUACGAUAACUAAACAAAUCUACUUUGAUGAUCAAGUUUCUUCAAAAAAUAUGCGAAUUUUUAAAUUAAAUUCAUGGAAAACAGUGUAUUUUAAAUCAAAACAAUGUUUAGUUACCGUGAUCAAUCGUUUUGCCUCCAGCUUAUUAAUGUUAAUGUUUUUGUUGAUUUGCGUACAAAUUAUAUACGAAUAGCAUAAUAAUUAGAUUUAUAGAAGUUGUUUUGUUUAAAAUUUGGUGCUUUGAGUACGACGAGGGCCUCAAUCCAAAGUGUGUCUACCUUUUCUAUCAGCGGUCUAGUGAGUCGGGGUGGGGUCAUGAAGGGUCACACAAGAUUAAUGUGGACGAAUCAUAUGGGACUUUGUCAGAUAGAUGAUAUACAAGAUAGACGAAUCUAAGUAAUCGGAAAAAAUACCAGUGACUAUUUCUAUUAAAAAGUGUUACAUCCAAAAUGAUUUUUGUUCUCUUUAAGCCGAGUUACGAAUUCGAUUCUUACUGUCGUGCUGAAAGGUUAUUUUUUUACACUGAAUUUUUCGUCUUCCUUUUGCAAUAUAAUGUUACUCU
Messenger RNA from Pomacea canaliculata, 4929 nucleotides. RefSeq lists its product as uncharacterized. Gene Ontology annotation, cellular component: chromatin; nucleoplasm. The record is from RefSeq and is a predicted model, not a curated record. Gene Ontology annotation, molecular function: protein binding; ubiquitin-protein transferase activity; zinc ion binding. The transcript is spliced from 4 exons. Lineage: Eukaryota; Metazoa; Mollusca; Gastropoda; Architaenioglossa; Ampullariidae. Bases 1954 to 3906 code for a protein of 650 amino acids. Gene Ontology annotation, biological process: positive regulation of DNA-templated transcription.